AUGGAUAAAAGGGAGCAACAAAUUGUGGCGUGGCUGAUGGAAGAAGGUACGGAAGAAAUAGAGGACCCAGAUAGUAGGAUUGACAAAGUAGAGAGUGACGGAGAUAGUGAUCACAGUGAACAUUGCACCGACACGGAACAGUCAUCAUGCGAAGAUGAAGGUGAGAAUUAUUCAAGUCAAUCCGAGCACGGUCUAUAUUACUUAGGCAAGGAUAAAAUUACCAAGUGGAAUUAUCGUCCACAACGUACCAAUAUAAGAACAAGGUCACAUAACAUAGUUGACAGUAGAACAGGGGUAAAACCAGUAGUAGCCAAAGGCGCUAAACAUAUUAUUGAACGUUUUCUCCUUUUUGUAAGUGAGGACAUGCUCACUAAAAUUGUCUUUUACACAAAUAAUUACAUUAAAAAAUCAUGGACCGUUAUGCAAGAGACAGAGACUGUAAAGAGACGGAUAUCAUAG
Parnassius apollo (apollo) is the source of this 459-nucleotide messenger RNA. Lineage: Eukaryota; Metazoa; Arthropoda; Insecta; Lepidoptera; Papilionidae. The record is from the annotation of a GenBank genome assembly.